AUGCCCAUCGACGACAUCAUAGAUACAGAUUGGCAGAUCGUCGACGGCAACGAAAUACCUUCCAGUCACAAUGCAGCGGCAUCAAGCAGACGGACAGCAUACAUCAGCUUCCAAGUCUCCCUCCGCGCAGGAGAAAGCAUGGAAUCAUCUUCAAACGCUCCGCCAGUCACAGACGCCUCAGAAAGCACCGAGUCGAACAGCGCCAGACCCAUCGCCGCACAGUCUGAGUCUCGACUCCUCGCCCUUCCUGCAGAGAUAAGACUUCACAUCUACGAAUUUCUCCUGCAAAGCCCAAGGUCCACCGACCUAGGCCUCCAUCUCCGCCGACGAACACCGACCAACAAGCCAUCCGUGCUCGUAGUUCUCCUGACAUGCCGCCAAAUUCACUUCGAAGCCGAGAAAAUCUUGUACCAAAUCAACAGGCUACACUGCCACGAUCUGCGGAACUUUCUAGCAUCGCUAGGUCCCGUACGCCGAGAAGCCAUCACGAGUUUGACCAUCGCGGCCGUGCAGGCAGCUAAUGCAUACGGCGAUAUAUCACAGUUGCACCUUUUGCCGAAUCUCCGGUCUCUCUGGAUCGAGAGGGUGCAGAGUAUCAGAUUCAUUCAACCUUCAUCCUGGGCUAUCUUCACGAAGCAGAUCGUUACAGAGAUUGAGCGCCAUGAAGGGCUCGAGGAGGUCAAAAUCAUCACGCCAGAAACGUCAGACCCCAGUGAGCACGAGCUGAAGAAAUUGCAAAGAUUGCGGGGGAUUGAUGGAAUGAUCGAAGGUGCUGUCAAGAAGAAAAAGUAA
This is a messenger RNA of Zasmidium cellare ATCC 36951, 792 nucleotides long. RefSeq lists its product as uncharacterized. The transcript has a single exon. Bases 1 to 792 code for a protein of 263 amino acids. Lineage: Eukaryota; Fungi; Ascomycota; Dothideomycetes; Mycosphaerellales; Mycosphaerellaceae. The record is from RefSeq and is a predicted model, not a curated record.